Molecule: messenger RNA, 3195 nt
Organism: Rotaria socialis
Lineage: Eukaryota; Metazoa; Rotifera; Eurotatoria; Philodinida; Philodinidae
Source: the annotation of a GenBank genome assembly
AUGUUACGUGUGAAUUUAUUCAUAUUUCUACUAUAUUUAAUUCCAUACUCUCAAUCAAUUGUUUCACAAAUUUUAACGCCCGUAUCGAUUUUUGAAGAAAGUCCAAUCUCAACAGUUGUUGUUGACCUUCGGCCAACAUUUCAAAGUCUUGGUGUACAUCCUGACCAAGCUGCUCUUCUACAUAGUCAACCAAGUCAACCAUUUGAAUACAUCAAUGGACGUAUUCGAUUGAAAUCUCGUUUAGAUCGUGAAGAUUACGUUCGAAAACGUUUAUGUAUUGGUGGUAAUGUUCUUGAAUGUAAUUUUACUUUGACAUUAACAGUGAAUCUCAAUCAAGCACCUUACAAUUAUAUUCUAUCGCAACCGAUAUCUUGUCAAGAUAUCAAUGAUAUAAUACCGAAAUUUUCACAAGCUGAAUCAAAAAUUUCCAUGGCUGAAAAUGUUCCAAUUGGACAUCGAAUACCACUUGAAAUAGCUGUUGACUUAGAUUCGCCACCGUAUGGCAUUGCUUAUUAUCGUUUAGUUACAUAUAAUAAUCAUGAACAAAGUCAAUUUUCUAUUAUUUAUGAUAAUCAAAGUCGAGAACUCGAAUUAAUCGUUAAUGAAAAAUUAGACCGAGAAAAGGUUGAUAAAUAUAUUUUCAAAUUAAUGGCUAUUGAUCGAGGUCAUCCACCGAAUAUGGGAACACAAAUAUUGACAAUCCAAAUUAGUGAUAUCAAUGAUUCUCGCCCACGAUUUGAAUCAUCAGUUUAUAAUAUAAGCGUUGCUGAAAAUACCCUACCAGAAUAUCUUAUUAAAAUUCGUGCAAUCGAUUCGGAUACAGGUCCCAAUGCUGAAUUAACAUAUACACUCGAAACUGAUCAUAAUGGUCUUUUUCGUUUGGAGAAAACGACGGGUAUUUUAACAUUAACACAUGCGCUUGAUUACGAAUUACAUACAUCAUAUCAACUCAAAGUUGAAGUUCAUGAUAAUGGAAUGAAUCCAUUGAGUGACACAUGCAUUAUUAAUAUCUACGUACUUGACCAAAAUGAUCAUGCACCUUCAAUUCAAAUGAAAUUUAAUCCUAUGUUUGAAUAUAAUCAAGAUGGAAGUAUGGCUUAUAUACCAGAAUCGUUCGAUAUUAAUCUGCCAAUAGCUUUUGUGACUGUUUACGAUCAAGACUCAGGAGAUAAUGGAAAGUCUCAAUUAACAAUACAACCCAAUCGUGUAUUUUAUCUUGAAAUAAUGCGUCUAAAUUAUUAUGCAAUAAAAUCUUUGCGUCGAUUUGAUCGUGAAACAGUACCAUCCUAUCGAAUAGAGUUAAUUGCACGUGAUUUCGGCCAAACCAGUUUAAGACGUUCGAUGAUAUUAGAUUUAAAUAUAACUGAUGUCAACGAUGAAAAGCCUGUAUUUAAAAGUAAUUAUACAUUUGAUCUUAUAGAAAAUAAUCCAACACCAAGUACUAUUGGUCAAAUAACUGCAUUUGAUGCUGAUCAAGGUUUAAAUGGACAAAUAAAAUAUUCCAUCGUACCUUCGUCAUCACAUUUUUUUAUCUCGUCCCAUGAUGGUACUAUAUCGACGAAUAUUUCGUUUGAUUAUGAAUUAAAACGUGAAUAUAAUUUUAAAGUUCGCGCAACUGACCAUGGAAAACCUCCACUCGAAUCAACCGUUCAUGUAAAAGUACAUAUAAUUAAUCAAAAUGAAUAUUCACCUGAAUUCGAAAAGAAUAUGUAUUAUUUUUCAAUGAAUGAAAAUUCAACAAAUCAAACCGUAACAUUUGUCGGUAGAGUUAAAGCAAAAGAUCGAGAUUUCGGAGAUUAUGUCACUUAUGCAUUAAAUGACAACGAACAUUUGUUUACUAUUGAUCAAGAUGGAAGUAUUUGGACUGAUGCCAUAUUUGAUAGAGAAAUAAAAGAUGAAUAUAAAUUAACAGUAAUUGCAGUCGAUAAUUCAACAGAUGGAUUAAUUGGAUCAACUAUAGUUAUUAUUCAAAUCAAAGAUAUCAAUGAUAAUUAUCCAGUAUUUAUUUGGCCUGAUUCGAGUGAAAUUCGCCAUAUUCUAUCUGAUGAUCACUCUCAACGUAUUGAUUCAAAUAAUCCUUUAUCUCAAUUUUUAACUGAUAUUGUUGUUCAAGAUGAUGACAUAGGAAAUAAUUCUUUAAUUCAAUUAAUAGUUUCAAAGAAUGAUUUAUUUUACAUUGGCUCAAAUAAUUCCUUAUGGUUACGUAAUUCAUCUGCAUUACCGGGCACAUAUGAAAUAGAAAUUAUAGCAAAAAACUUUGAUUUAGUGACAAAAAAACUUUUGCAUAUUAUUAUCUAUGAUCGUAAUCCAUUGAAAUUAAAUCUAUUGAACAAUAUGCGUGAAACAUUUUCCCGUUUUUCAGUUACGAUUAUAAUAAUUUUAUCAUUUUUAGCAACAGGCUCAACUAUAGUUGUACUUAUUUAUUAUCUCUGGCUGCGUUUGCAUUAUACAUCGGACGUACAAAAACGUUUAUACGGAAGUCGAUUAAUUGUUAAUGAUGAAGAUAAAUCAAAACAAAGUAGUCCUCAAACAAAAAUGGAUGUUCUAUCCAAUACUCAUAAUCAUGAUUAUGCAGUUGUUAUUAAACAAAGAAAAAAUUCUCAAAUUCCAUCUGGUAAUAGUUCUUCAUCAACCGACGGCGAUUUUUCUUCAUCAUUACUUUCUUGUCCUUAUAAUAUAAUAUCUUCAUCAACCAAUGAUCUAAAUUUUCCACAGAGAAAUCCUCCGUCAUCAACAGUAUCGGCUCUAGCAACUUUAACAAGAAAACCAUCGCGUCGUCAUCAAACGAAAAAUGUUAGUUUCGAACCAGCAUUAAUCAAUCCAGCGAAUAAUUUAUUUGAUGAUUUAUUUCAAAAUAAUUCAACGUCAUUUCAUGAAAAUACAUCUUCGACAUUCAGUACAUUACCGAAACCGAUUAAACAUGAUCUAUCGACAUUAUCAUUGAAUAAACAACAGAAUCGAUCAAACAAUUUUCCAACAUUACAAACUGUUCUUAAUCAAUCAUUAGUAAAUAGUCAAGCGAAAUUACCACAACCACCGCCAUUACUUAAUGGAAUUCUUUUGCUUGAUCAUAUGCUUACGGGUUCAACAACAUCGAAUGAUGAAAGAACUCAAACAUUAUCAUCAUCAACAGCUAGUAAUAGCGGAUGGUAUAAUGUCACAUCUAAUUAUGAGACAAGAGCUAGCGUUGUAUAA